AUGUCCCUUUUCCACAGCGCGCUGCACCUCAAGCCGGUCUACGAGGAAGCGAUCAAUGGCCGCGGAUUCUUCUUUGGUCCGAGCGACUUGCUGAAGCUCUUCAAGGGCGGCAAGCCAACAAUUCGCAAAGAGGACUACUCUUCCUUGCCCACACGGUGGUGCAUCAUCGAUGAGAGAGUGAUCGAUUUGGACCUACUUGCCAGUGGUGCCGCUGAGGAACACCCGGGCGGUCAGGCUGCGCUCAAGCUCGCUGAGGGCCGUGACGCAACGAUGCUCUUCAGGUCAACCCAUGCGCUGGCCCGUAAGGAGAUGCUAUCGUACUGGCUGAAGAAAUGCACGGUUGGCAGCCUCGCCGAGUUCCCGGAGGCUUCAAAGGCGCUCGCCGCCUCCGGCGCCGAAGGCAGCUUCAGCCCCACCGACUCGCCUUUCGCGGCCGAGCUCACCGGCGCAGCGCGCGCCUACUUCGAGCGUUUGGCGGCGGAGCGGGGCGUGACAGUUCGCCAAGCUUUGAAGGCUCCCUUAUGGAAGUGGGCACUCAUCGCCUUCUUAUGGGCAGUCUACAUCUUCUCCUUCUACCACUGGAUUCAGGGAGCCUACUUGGGGCUGCUGCUCCUCCCCUGGGUAGGCGCCCUCGCCACCUUUCACACCUUCCACGACGCGUCCCACGGAGCCCUCUCCACGAAAGCUUGGGUGAAUGAGCUCCUAACCUUUUCGGGCUUCCUUAUCGGUGCGCCCCACGAAUGGUACUGGCAACACGUUGCGUGCCACCAUGUGUGGACCAACAUCGCGGAUGCGGAUCCGGAUGCGAAGCACGUGCGCCGCUGGGUUCGGCCUGGCAAGUUCCCGCCACCACUGGCUGUAGUGCCGGUGCUUUGGGCCAUAGCCGUGCCUAUCGGUUUGCAGGUGCUGUACUCGUAUCGCUACCUGAAUGCAGCCUUCGGACUGUCUUUGAAGAAGGAUGUUCCUCCGGAGGUCACAGGCACAUCGCUCCUGGCCUUGGUACUCCAGCGCCUGAUUUUCUAUGUCUGGCCAGUUUGGCGGUUCGGAUUCUCAGGCGUCUUCUGGGCCGCCUACCCCGCCGCCGUGUUCUCCUUGCUCUUCAUGCUGAACACUCAGCUGGCACACUUGAACCACACCACGGAUGGUGAAGCUGAUGAUGUCGCCUCAGAGUGUUGGUACAAGCAUCAGCUGACGCACAGCGUCGACUUCGCAGUGAGGUCGCCUCUCCACUGGUUCAUGUCAGGAGGCCUGAACCUACAAUCUGUACAUCAUUGCUUUCCCACAGUGGACCACAGCCACUUGCCUCAGCUGCGGAGGGUGAUGCUCAAGGUCUGCCACAAGCAUGGAGUACAGAUGCACACCUUCGACAGCUACAGCAUGGGCGUGGUCUCUCACCUUCAGCACCUGGCGACCGGUGCCUCCGAGCGGCCGAUGGCCCAGCAGGUGCCCAGCUCCCAGGCCGCCCUCUCCGCGCACGACGCAAGCGUCGGAGUUCCGGGCGAGGGGGCCGCCAAGCCCGCGUCCGGAAUGCCCAACGGCGCCCAGGCCACACCCAACGGACACGACCAGGCCGGCAAGGCCUCCGCCGGCACUGCGGGCGAGUCGGCCGAGGGCAAGCCGCGAGUUUGCGUAGUCGGCUCAGGCAUCGCUGGGAAUGCUGCCGCCUACAUGCUACGGCACGAGUAUGACGUGGUGCUCUGCGAGAAGGACGACCGGCCUGGAGGUCACGCGCACACCAUCGCAGCGGGGUCGGAAAAGCAGAGGGUGGACAUCGGCUUUCAGGUCUUCAACUUCAGCAACUACCCCUUGCUGUCGAAGCUCUUCGAUGAGCUGGGGGUCGAGACUAUCCAGUCGGAUAUGUCUUUGUCCGUGGCCGCCCGAGGCGUGACCGACGUCCAGGAUUUCGAGUGGUCUUCAAAGUCCCUGUUUCCGACAUGGUCGGACGUCUUCAGCUUGCGUGGUUGGAGGCGGCUGUAUGAGAUUCUAUGCUUUGAGCGUGCUGCUCAUGCUGCUCUCCAUGUGCAUCCUGAGACCCUGGGAGAUCAGACCAUGAAGUCCUGGCUGCUAAGCCAAGGCUUCAGCCAGCAGCUCAUCGAUGAGUACAUCGCACCGAUGGGCGCCGCCCUCUGGAGCUGUUCCAUGGAUGAGUGUACGGCAUUCCCGGCCUGCAUCGUGCUCGGCUUUCUGGACAACCACUUCAUGCUCCAAAGGGCUCGGCCCAAGUGGAGGACUCCGAAGUACCGAGCUGAGGACUACGUGCGGAAGCUGCACGCGGCUCUAGCCGCCGCGGGAGGGCAGGUCUGUUCUGGCACGGACGUCGCCAAGUUGGAGCUCGCGCCUGAGGGCCGCGGCAUCCGCGUCGUGACGUCCAACGGCCAGUACGUUUCCGCCGCCAGCCCCGUCUUCGACAAGGUGGUCCUUGCGGUGCACGCAGACCAGGCGAGCAUCAUCUUGGCGAAGUCGAACCUGUCGGGCGAGGACCGGAAGCUCUGCGAGGAGACCAUCGACAACUUCAAGUACUCAUCCAACGCAGUGUACAUCCACACCGAUCCCAAGUACAUGCCCAAGAAGAAGGCAUGCUGGAGCGCGUGGAAUGGCUUGAACCUCCCUGGAGCCCCGGCGGUCGUCACGUACUGGAUCAACAAGCUCCAGCCUGGAGCUUGCACCGAGGGUAAGGAUGUCUUCGUGACACUGAACCCGCCUGAGGGAUCCAUUGACCAGACGCUGGUGCUGGCAAAGUACACCUUGGACCACCCACUCUUGGAUGAGAAGGCCCUCAUAGUUCAGAGGGCACUGCCGCGAUUGCAGGGACUUGGAGGACGGAUCUACUUUUGUGGCGCUUGGGCCGGGUGGGGAUUCCACGAGGACGGGAUGCGCAGCGCCCGCGCGGCCUGCCAAGCCAUGGGCGUGGACAUGACCGCCUGGCCCGCUGGUCGGCGGCCGUUGGCCUCCAUGUCCUGGGCGGCCAAGAAGCUUUGGGACCUGGCCCUCCUUCCAGGGCUGCAGCAGAUGAUCUCGAAGGGCGUUCUGCGGGUCGUCUUCGGCGAUGGCGGAGAGAGCAUCCUCGGCGACGGGAAGGGGACAGCUGUUGAGCUUCGCGUGCGCAGCGAGCGCUUCUUGUGGAGGAGCAUGCUCGAUCCUGGCAUGGCCCUGGCCAACGCGUUCGAAGCGGGGGAGAUCGAGGUCCGCCCCGACAUCGCCAACCUCUUCCAGCUGAUGUUGGAGAACAAGCCCAAGGGAGACAACAGGUACUCGCCAAUGUCAUGGUCGCCCGUGCGGUUCCUCUCGCCUCUUGCCAAACGGUACCAGGCCAUGAUGCAUGCUUCCCGCGCCAACAGCACCACCGGCUCCGAGAAGAAUAUCGAGGCACAUUACGACCUGUCGAACCAGAUGUUCAGCCUCUUCCUCAGCAAUGACAUGACCUACUCCUCCGGCAUCUUCGACAAGGACGUCCAGGCGCUACAGGCCUCUGCUCCGCUCCCAGAGCGGCUCCCCGGUGGGGAGGACUUCCUUGAGCUUGCGCAGCGCAGGAAGAUGGAUCGCCUGCUUGACCUCAUCGAGCUCGAGCCCGGAGAUCAGGUUCUGGAAGUCGGGGGCGGCUGGGGCAGCCUUGCCAUCAGGGCCGCACAGCGCUGCCCGGAAUUGGCCGGCUGGACCGCCAUCACACUUUCAAGGCAACAAUUGGAGCUGGCCAACCAGCGUGUCGCGGAGGCAGGUGUGGGGGACAAGGUCAGCGUGAUCUUCUGUGACUACCGGGACGUGGUAGGCCGCUUCGGAGCUGGAUACUUCUCGAAGGCGGUGAGCGUUGAGAUGAUCGAGGCCGUUGGCCACGAGUACUUGCCGGUUUACUUCGGUGCGCUGGACCAGUGCCUGAAGCCUGGAGGCAAGCUGGCCAUCCAGGCCAUUUGCGUGCCAGAUGAGCGCUACGAGUCAUACAGGAAUGGAUCCGACUUCAUCCGCGAAAAGAUUUUCCCGGGCUCGCACUUGCCAUGCCUGGCUGAGAUCCACCGCUCUUGCUACCAGCUCUCUUUGCGGGAGUGUGCAGCUCCCUUCUCGCUGGGCCUGUCGUACGCAGCAACUCUCAAAGAGUGGAGGCGGCGAUUCACCGUGAACGAGCCUCAGAUCAGGCAACUGGUGAGCAGCCGUAGUGGUGAGGGCUUUGACGACUCCUUUGUCCGGCGGUGGAACUAUUACUUUGCGUACUGUGAGACUGGCUUCCGUGAGAAGCACAUCGACGUUUGGCAGCUCUGCUUCCUCAAGGACGUUUCCCUGGCAGAGCGGGUCACGGGCUUGGAGUUAGAAGUCGUUCCUGGGAGAUGUGGCUAA
This is a messenger RNA of Symbiodinium natans, 4326 nucleotides long. The record is from the annotation of a GenBank genome assembly. NCBI's taxonomy places the organism in Eukaryota, Dinophyceae, Suessiales, Symbiodiniaceae.